AUGCCGAAGGAAAAAUAUGAUCCGCCCGACCCAAGGCGGAUGUACACGAUAAUGUCCACUGAGGAGGCAGCCAACGGGAAGAAGUCAUACUGGGCUGAGCUCGAAAUCAGUGGUGAGGACCGGUGGGGGUGGCAUCACAUGCUAUAGUAUCAAAUACAGAUGAAACUGUUUGGCUUAGCGCAUGUCGAAUAGCUCAUUGUUGUGAUGGAGUCAGAAUGUAUUAGAUGUAUUAGUCACUUUACCCCUACCUACAUGUACAAAUUACCUUGACUAACCUGUACCCCGCACAUGACUCGGUACCAGUACCCCCUGUAUAUAGCCUCAUUAUUGUUAUUUUAUUGUGUUACUUUUUAUUUUAUUUCUAACUUUAUUUUAUUUAGUAAACAUUUUCUUAACUCUAUUUUCUUAACUGCAUUGUUGGUUAAGGGAUUGUCAGUAAGCAUUUCACGAUAAGGUCUACACCUGUUGUAUUUGGUGCAUGUGACAAAUACGAUUUGAUUUGAAGACUUCCACAUGUAAGCCUAUGCACAAGACGUUAGUGGCACCUUAAUUGGGGAGAAUGGGCUUGUGGUAAUGACUGGAGCGGAAUCAGUGGAAUGGAAUUAUGAGUUUCUCUGGCAUCAAGUAAUUCAGUAUGCAAGAAGAUAGUUAAACACUUAGUUGGUUCAAAGUAUUUAAUAUUGCGGUACCGGGUUCACAUAGCAAACGGCACGUGGGUGGCCUAUUGCUAUCUGAACUCACUGAACAAAGGAAAUCUCUUAGCUUAUAUACCUGUUUGCAAGCUAAUUCUAUCCAACAGUUGCCAACCAUUAUUGAGUGUCGCUCCUCACUAGAAUAGGAUCACCCUAUAUGGUAUUGUGUUGCACCCUAGUCAGGAUAUUCCAUCACGUACUCCUCCUAAGAUUAGCACCAGUGGCCCCCCAGCUAUCUUGGCCCGCAUACCUUCUGGCACCCACCAGUGACAGAAAUAAAUAAAUGGAAUAUCCUCAUCCCCCAAAUCCUUAUGCUGCUCACAAUAUCAAACAUGAACUAAUCCUGUAUAAAAUACGUAAUAUCAAUACCCCAUUUUCAUUAUUUUUCUGUUGUAAGUAAAAUUCCACAGAUAUAACAUUACGUAAACCAAACAAAUGAAACAUACAAAUGAAUUCCUAACCUCAUGACAUCAUCCCAGAAAAUACAUUGAUUCAUGACAAUUUCUAAGUUACAUCUCUAGCUGCAAUCACUAAUCCCAUCCUGUAUUUCGCUAAUAUUCCCAUAGCUUUAGUUAAAUUCCCAAAACAUUCCUAUUCUGAUGGCAAGUAUGUUUAUCAUGCAUCUCCCCCUAUAAUCGCAUACAUUCCCCCUUUAUCUACUGUAAUAGCAUCCAAUACUAUGCGAUUAUCAAUUGCGUAUUGUCCAAUGAGUGACAUUUCAGAACCCAAUUGCUUGAAAACCCAUGACUGUUAAUAGGUACCAUGUUCAACUCUGUUCAUCUUGACUCUGUUCCCAUAAUAUGCCUGAGGAGAGAUACAAAGGAUAACACAUUGGUUAUGUCACCUGAUAAAUCAGCACAGCCUUGGAUUAGGCAGGAGCGAGGAAUGCAACCCAAGGUCAGAUCACAUGAAAAUAGCAUAAACAUUCCUAUGUCACACACACCACACCCCAUGAUGGGAACCAAUUCAGUUCUUGCCUAGCAACAGAGAUAUGUACCACUGUAAAAAUCCACAUCAAUCCCCCCUCUUUGGGAAUAAAUAGUCUCAUAGCAAUACCUCCAAAUACUUCAAAUGGAUAUAGUGACUAAUAUGUGAAUACAGUAACCUAAUACUCAGCAUGUUCAUGAUAUCAGGCAAUCCUUGCAUUAACUUAUGUUUCAUACAGUAAGAUUCAAAAAUGUAUACUCGAAAGAAAUCAUAAGUGUAUCCUAACACAUUAAAAUAAUGUAUUGCUGUUUUAACCAUAAUAUCUAAGACAGUUAUCUCGCGAUUGUACAAGCAAUACCAGGAAUGCGAAAAAUCGUUAACAUCUUUAGUUACUAAUAUUUAUUAAUGAUUUACUUAAAUCACUGUCAUCUUAUAAAUCAUAACCAAAACCAAAUUACUUAUCUCAACCAAAUUUAGAAUGACAAUUGUUCGUGAUUCACAUUGGUCUUAUCACUCAAAAUUAAAACCCUCAACUUUAUCACACAUUACAACUGUCAGAAUGUAGACUUAUAUUAACAUACAGUAUAAAUAUCCAUAAUUCUAUUAUGACCUUCCUCAUCCUGAGAAUAACUACAGAUCAUUAUCUCAAUGCAUUCUUGGUACUAUUAAUUUAGCAGUGUAUAUACCUACUACCUCAAUCUCAUACACAAAUUACCAAAUUUAGGUAAAUCCAAAUGUAUUAUCGACACAAAAACCAACCCCUUCCUUCCACGGCACUCAAUCUUCUGGCGUCUCUUCAUUAUGUUCUUCAGACAGCUUCAUAGUUCAAAAUGGAUUGCCCAUGACAAUGUCCCAACUUCAAUGUCUCAUCCGAGUCACCACCAUCUGUAAACCCCAUUCUGUCUUGUCCGUUUGCCAACCAGUAUACCAACAACAUGAGAAAUGUUGUAUUUGAACAGAUCUCUCGCCAUUCUCACUCACAGGUGGACUCCUGUCCCACUCCAAAGAAAAAAGGCAUGAGAGAAAAGCAGUUGAUAGCUUGGAUUGGCUGUUGUAGACCGGUCGCAGGUAGAAGUGGUGCUGUACAGGAACGUCUUCAACGCCUCUGAUGCUCAUCUUCAGCUGUUUCUUUUUUAGGUUCACACCAUUCUAGGCCGAAUUAUCCCUGCUAUCCAUCAAGACACCAUCUGUAUUUACCUCAAGAGAAGACAGAACAUAACAGUUUAGUUGAGUUCAUUUCUAAUCCAAGAAAUCCAUAUAAGCAUUGACUAUAUGACAAAUGAUGUUUUUUACCAAUUAUUCUUAAUACCAAUUUCUAAUAUACUCCCCUUAUCACCCUAUCAGCUACACCACAGAUUCACAGUAUCGGGACGUUAGACCUCCAUUCCUAUUAGGGAAACCCUCCACAGACAGAGAAAUGAAUGGUGUGAAAGUCAGGUGAUUCUUGAACUUCUGGAAGAUCUUGAAGUUCUUGGAUGUUGUUGGAGGUCUGUCCCUCUGCCGAGGGAAUCAGCCAUAUCAUGUAGCUCAUCAGUAGCAUUCCCAUUGCCAUCGUAUUCUAGCCAGCUCCAUCAUCCUCAGCUCCCGUCAUCUCUAGGUCGUCGGUUUCCUCGUAGUACUCUGUUGCAGUGGUUUAGAUGAUACCAGCUCAAUCUCCCCUCUAUCCAUACAUCUGUUGGUGUAGCCUGGGUGACAAUGUAUGGUCCCUUUAGCUCUGAACCUUCUUCCGUCACUAGGGUCUCGGAUCAGGCAGUCCCUCUCAAUCCACCAACAUCGUUCUGUGGAGUGUGUCCUUCUGGCAUGGUACCAAUAGGGAAGUUGAGAGUCACUGCUGCAAAGACACACAGACACAAAAGGAAACAAUGCUCCGCAGUGGCGGUGCCAUCUUCCUCCUCUGGGUUUGGAACACUCCUACAGUGGGACACAUGGAUGCAGGUAUCUCUCUCUGCUACUUUCCCCUCCAUCGAGGUAGCCAGCAACACCUAGUACUGACCUCUCCACCUAGGGUUUGUCCAUCUCUCACUUCUGUAAUCCUUUACCGCCAGUCUCCAGGGCGCAGACAAGGCUCAUAUUCUCCUGCUAGGUUGGGCAGAGAAUCCUUCACCCGUGGGAAGAAAGUCUUAAGAACAUUGUUAGGUGAGACACCGUAUGCUACUGUACCAUGUCUUCUCAUCAGUUAGGAGAAGCCUUGAGAUUAGGAAGUGCUCAUUCUUGCAGCUUGUUAUAGUCCACUAGUUUCAGAGACAGGCCUCCUCUACCACAGUACACUUGCACAUAAAACAUUUAAUAAUAAUAAUAAUAAUAAUUAAGGUAUUCUAUAAAUAUAAUCUAACCCAUAACACAUUAAUUACUACUGCUCAUAUUCUUAAAACAAUUUGCCUAUUUACCAAAAAGCCCCAUGCGACCAGUACUUCCCCCCUUUGGACACAUGACUCACAUCGUGAUUCAUGCGUUCAAAAAACAAAACAACAACAUUGCCUGUUAAACCAAAAUAAUACAUGAAAUUAAAAUGACAACCUUUGAGAAUACCUUAACUUAAUUGUGUUACAUAAGGUAAUUCAAGGAAUAUUAAAAUUGACUAGCAACAGGUUUCCCUCAUUCAGGAAUAACUCUCACUCUGUCCAUGUCAUGGUCCGAAUUUUAUAUAUAUAUAUAUAUAUAUAUGACUAUUGCCAAAUUAUAAACUUCCUCAUAAUUAUCAGUAUUAUAAAUUACCCUCAACUCGGUAUAAUAAAUUACCUUAAAUUCCUCAUGUGUCUCAGUUUUCCAGUGUGGGUGAUCAAAUCACACUAUAAGGUCAGGACAGAGGUCCGAUGUCAUUCAAACCCUUCAAAUAAGUGUUUCAUUCUACAGUAGACUAAUCAUUAACAACAGUCAAAACAUUUAAUAAAUGUUGUAUCCCAAGUGUACAGUUAAGUCCUCAUUACAUUUCUUCUCAAAAGAAAUCAUGUGUUUACCCAAAACUCACCCGGAAAACAAACACUUGUCUACCCUAUUCCAUGUCUACCCCUUUAAGACUUAUCAUCUCUAACCUGUUAAAACCCCCUAAAAUCAAAAUAAAAACCCCUAUAUAACCAUCAUACUAGGUGGGUUGUGUGGCUAUUUGAAAAAUCAUAUAGUAAAACAACAAACAAAAAUGGCCAGGCCUUAUUUAAUUUGGUAGCUCCCUCUUAUGACCUAAUCUGGAAAUCUUCAUACUUAUGUAACAUCUCUUCCCAAGACCACAUACACGGGAACAUCUGUAAAAGAUAAUGAAAGCCCUUUCUCCUGGGAAAAAAAAAAAAGUUUACAAAUUGUUAACAUUUACUCGUAAUCAUCAACAAGCAUGGCAACGAUAAUUCCACUGUCUUCCCUUAACUCAUUAAUCGUUUGUUUCAGUUGAAUUCCUCGUGACUACUCCAGAAGAAGAUUACGUAAAAUCUCUCAAGAUGAAAACCACUCAAGGUUCUCUAAGUUUACAAUUAGUAUUUUUAACUGAUUACCCUUUAGACCACAUUCUCUGUAAUUCUCACAAUGAUUAUUCAACCCCAAAAUCAGCUCUAUUUGAUCCCAUAUCAAAUUAUCAUGAUAUCGUUACUGGAUCACUGUCCAACGACAUAGGUAAUAUAUGUUUACCCUUAGGUUGUUCCUGUCACCCCUCUAAAUGUAAUAUUUUAGUAAUUCGCAAAUAUAAUCAAUUACUACGCAUAAAGAAUGUGAUAUUUGAUCCCAAGCGUCUAUUAAAAAGUUGUUUGAGAUGUGAUCUCCUACGUCUUCCUUAACAUACAUACUGUAGGGUACUUCUACCAAUCCUAUAAGAAAUAAUCCUACUCAAAACACAUCAGAUAAUACCACGUUUCAUUAAGUUGACUACACCUUCUAAUAUAAACCUAUAACCCCUUUCCGGUAAUGUAAUCAUUGCAACCUGUUGCAUUGAUGUAUUAAAAUAUAAACCUAUUGUUUUAUAAAUCCAGAACCUACAAAUAUUUGUACUUCCCCAUCAGCGUAAUAGUAAAAACUACCUCCCAUCCGCUGUUCAACGUACCAGAAACAGAUUACCGUUUUUUAGAAUUAAUUAACUCACUGGUGUUACGCAAACUAUAGAAUUGAAUAUAAUAAUUAGAAAUUGUCAAAGAACGUUUCCUGUUCAACUAUUCAGAUCUCUGCUUCACAUUACCCCCUGUGUCCUUUACAGCCCGAUAUAGCCCAGCGAGCACAACUCUUUCACCCGCGGACUAAAUCCUGGCAUUAGUAAAUUCUAUCCACAAACCACUACUACCUAAUAACAUAUUUGCAUUCACAUUACUAGAAAGCAUUAUUUUAAUACCAGUCUACUCAAACAAUCCAAUUGGACAUUUCUCAUUUCCCAAUUAACCUACUUUCCUUUUAACCCAGAAAACCCUCUACAAUCUCUUAUCCUCUACCUCUGUCUUUCCAUCCAACGUUACUUUAGCAGGUGACAAAUUAUUGUUAAAUUGUAUUCAAAACAAACAAAACAUCUAUUCACUGGGAGGCCACUUUAAUUUCUAUGUGAUCCUAGGCCGCCAUGGGUUGGUAGGACAAUCACUUACGUAUAAUCUAAUCAAUGCAACCAGUGAUCCGGGUCAACAGCAUCAAUGUGGUUCUCUGUUGCUCAGCUGGUAGAGCACGGCGCUUGUAACGCCAAGGUAGUGGGUUCGAUCCCCGGGACCACCCAUACACAAAAAUGUAUGCACGCAUGACUGUAAGUCGCUUUGGAUAAAAGCGUCUGCUAAAUGGCCUUAUUAUUAUUAUUAUUAUUAUUAUUAUUAUUAUUAUUAUUAUUAUAAUGUAACAGUUUUGCUUCCAUCCCUACAUGGGCUUGAACCAGGGACCCUCUGCACACAUCGACAACACUCACCCUCGAAGCACCGUUACCCAUCGCUCCACAAAAGCCGCGUCCCUUGCAGAGCAAGGUAAACAACUACUUCAAGGUCUCAGAGCGAGUGACGUCACCAAUGGAAACGCUACUAGUUGGCACUGCUAAGUAGCUAGCCAUUUCACACCAGUAACAUUCACCUCUUUUAUCUCUAUGAAAUGAUCCAUCAACGGCACCAACUCAGAAAACCUUUAUUUCCCACCCCUGACGUACGUCUACGUUUGGGUGAGCAAGUUAAUAUAUAAAUAUUAUUCUAAUUGUUACUUUAUCGACUCCCUAUGAAUUGAUUACACACACAUAAAAUGCAUCAUAUUUUCAUAUCUUCACAUAAUCCAUAUAGAACGUUAGAAACUCCUGGCUACUCACAUCAAACACUCCCUUCGUGUUUUUUAACGAUUCUCAAUCGACACAAAUCAGCUUCUUCAAACAUUACUCCCAGCGGAACCAAAAAAAAAAAAACUUUAUUUUCCCGGACACUGACCUUCGUGUCAUGGGAUCCUCAACGGUUCUCUAACCUUCCGGAAACCCCUCAGUCUCACAGAAAUAUAGACUUUUCCACUACUCUCUAAAAUAACCUCACGCUCUCCAUACCACUCCUUGAUAUUCUAUGACCUAAUUCUGUUAUAUAUCGAAACUUCUUAUCCAUAUUAUCAUACACAUUUCUAUAGCUUAUUAUGCACCCUUCAGAUUAAAAUUACUUUCUGCUCUUUGUUCAUAAGAUAGCCUAUGUUGUUCAAUUCAAUUACUUAACUUUGUUAGCUGACUUUCUCCUUAUUAAUUAUAUUUCCAGGCCAUCGUGCACUCAUUAAAUCGCCUCUUUCAUAUAAUCUAAAUCCCAUUUCACGUUGCUUACAGCGAUAUUGUUGAUGAUAUAUUUUCGCGCCAUCUUUAACUUAUCCCUUUUAAAAAUACCUUCUUGAGGAUACUCAUUAUCUGUCCAUGCUGAUAAAUCACUGAUAUAUGGUUCCACAUAGAAAAACCCUAAUGUACUUAACAUCCAUUCAUACAUUGUCUGAUUUUCACUACUUUUAAAAGAGACUUGUUUUAAAUGCAGAUUUGUCUGUAAUAAUUGAGUCAUUUUCUUUCGCUCUCUUCGAUGUAAAUGAAGCUCUGAUUUAUUCUUAAUGGUGACUGUCUUCACUGUCUACUAAGUUGGCUAUCCAUUGCUUCUAUUAGUUCAUGCAUAGUCAUCAAAUACUUGAAUCAAAUCCCCAACUUGAUCUUUAUAAACAUUUUGUUUGCCUAUUUUGCCAUUGGUGCCAUGAUUCAACAUGCUUAAUUGUAUCUGCUCUGAUUCUUUAUGCAGUAUGAGUUAUUGUUCUCUCUCUCCUGACCGUUUUGAGUAAUUUCACAAAGGACUAAUUCUCUCAUAGGGCUUUUACAAAGAACUCUAACAUUUAACAAAUCUUGUUGAGGACUCUAACCUUUACAAAACGAACACUUUAUGAUGAUUCUUACACACCAAAGGACUCAAACCUCACUUUAUCACACUUUAUGAUGAUUCAAUACCAAAGGACUCAAACCUCACUUUAUCACACUUUAUGAUGAUUCAAUACCAAAGGACUCAAACCUCACUUUAUCACACUUUAUGAUGAUUCAAUACCAAAGGACUCAAACCUCACUUUAUCACACUUUAUGAUGAUUCAAUACCAAAGGACUCAAACCUCACUUUAUCACACUUUAUGAUGAUUCAAUACCAAAGGACUCAAACCUCACUUUAUCACACUUUAUGAUGAUUCAAUACCAAAGGACUCAAACCUCACUUUAUCACACUUUAUGAUGAUUCAAUACCAAAGGACUCAAACCUCAAUUUAUCACACUUUAUGAUGAUUCAAUACCAAAGGACUCAAACCUCACUAUUCUAUCUUUAUAAUGUCAUACACAUUAAAAGACCCUACGCCCAAUCUUGUUAAACCCACUCUCCUUCUCCUGUUUUUUUUACUCAUUAUUCUGAACAAACCCUGUUUAGAAUCAUAGCACCAUGUCAUUGUCUAAUUUGAUAUUUCUCCUUACAUCUGUUUACAUACUUGAAUACCACUCAUCUAUUCCCAUAAUAAAAAAAUAUUGAAUUUUAAACGUUCGUUACAGCUCAGCUUUACCACAGAUAAGCAGGAUUUGACAUAAUCAAUAAAAUGAAAGUCUGCUUACCUGUUAGUUCGGCUGUAAACUGCAUCCUGUUCGUUUAGACGGCAAUCUGUUAUGAGUUUUUCUGGUAUCAAGUAAUUCAGUAUGCAAGAAGAUACUUAAACACUUACAUGGAGAGUUGAUUCAAAGUAUUUAAUAUUGCGGUACCGAGUUCAGAUAGCAAUGGGCCACCCACGUGCCAUUUGCUAUGUGAACCCGGUACCACAAUAUUAAAUCCUUUGAAUCAACUCUCCAUGUAAGUGUUUAAGUAUCUUCUUGCAUACUGAAUUACUUGAUGCCAGAGAAACUCAUAACAGGUAUCAAACACAUGGUUUCCAGGUGUUUGAUGCCAUUCUGUUUGCUCCGUUCAUUAUAUUAUAGCUGUCUUCUUCAUUUCUAUUUAAAUUGAGUUACUGUAUUUCUGUCCUCCUGUUUUCACUGACUCUCUUGUCCCCUGAUUCGCCUGGGCAGGUAAAGUGAGGAGUCUGAGCACCACAUUAUGGACGUUGACUCACCUCACUGCUCUUCAUAUCGGCGAUAACUCCCUCUCUCGUAUCCCGCCCGACAUUGCCAAACUUCAAAACCUGGUGUACCUGGACCUCUCAUCCAACAAGAUCAGGAGCCUGCCCGCCGAGCUUGGCGACGUAGUGUCUCUCAGGUCUGUCAGUCUACAAUGGAAACAAUUCAACGUGCUCUAAAUGAUGCUAGUUUGGAGAACCGAAAUCGACAUUACUGUUAGUGUGUUUUCCACAUGAGAAAUUAUAUGCACUAAAAGCUGUUGAUUGAGCCUGUUAAAGAGAGGAGUUUGCUGUUCCUCUUUUACGAAAUAGCAUAGGAAUUAACCAGGUUUCUGUUUCAUUUAACCCCUUUCUACAGUCCUCAUGCUUCAACCUCUGUUGUUUUGAGCUGUUUUCACUAUAAUUGGAAAUGUUAAGUGUGUUUGUUCAUUCAGUCAACAAUGCCAUUUCAGAGUCUUUAGGGGAUUUAGGUUGAGAGCACAUUCUAUAAAGUAGAUGGAUGGAGAGACAUUUCAGGCUCCCAUGUGGGGUAUUGCAUAUCCUUAUUCCUCAUUAUGAUUGAAAUUGGCAAUAGCUAGUUCCUCUCUUCAAGGAUAUUAAUAUUUUUGUUUGUAUCGCUCCUGUGUAUUCCCUCUUCUGCACCUGUCCCUCAAUGAAACUUUGCUCAGUAACUGGCUGAGCAGACAUGGAAAUGACUUGAACAGAUACUAAAUGAUUGAUUGACACAUGAUCGUUAUGUGUUACUUCACAGAGGGAUUUCUACAGCUCUGGUGACUCGAGAAAAGCCUUCACUUCUUUUGAAUACUUUCUGAAUCUUAUUCUGUCUCUAGCAUCCUAAAACGUCUCUGUCUUACCUCUUCUACAGGGAACUUCUUUUAAACAACAACCAGUUGCGGGUUCUACCUUUUGAGCUUGGAAAACUGUUUCAGUUACAAACACUGGGGUUAAAAGGUAAGCUUUGUUUCAUAAUCAUUUACGUUUUGGUUGUUCGUGGUAUCUAAGUUCAUGGGGAUUUGAAAGCUUGCAUGGAUAUUCUCUAAGGAUUCCCUCAUGUAUUUUAAUAAUAAUCUGUGUAUGCCUAUUUGGUUGCUCAUCCAAGUGAUUUCUAGAGUAGAGGUCACAGAAUGAGAGAUGUGGCAUUGUUUUCAUUCUGUAUCCUUGAACCUGUGUAAUAUCAUCUGUGUAGCGUCUUCAUUGCUUUCCACUGUUUUCUCCUCAGGAAACCCACUUGCACAAGAAAUAUUGAACCUCUACCAGGAGCAUGAUGGCACGAGGAAACUGCUCAACUACCUUCUGGACAAUCUGUCAGGGACCAAAGGAGGUGAGUCCAAAUACAGGAAAAGGAUCUUGUUGUUCAUGUGUUGUGUUUGAAUUGUGAGUGUGGUAGUUAGCAUGUAUUAGAUAAGUUAUGCUUUUCUUUGACCUUGGGUGAAUGGAAUGACUUGGCUCUGUCAGUUGAUCUUGAUGAUCCUAUUCAAGUGGUCACCCUCAUGAGGGUCCUUGAUGAGCAGCGUAAGGAUGACUCAUGUUCCCCCUCUCUGUCCCAGUCAGCUCAGAGCAGCCCCCACCCAGAUCAUGGAUUGUUCAGGCCGAGCCGGACCGGGCAAGAACAGCAGGUAGCUAACUCAUCCACCCUUACAAAUCACUUGCAACACCUAUUGAAAGCCACAUAUCAACACAAAGAUCAUUGUGUGUGUGUGUUUGAUCAUAUUCAGAGCCCUAAUGAGACUGUAGGAUAAUCUCAUGUCUGCGUCCCUCUGUCCUGUGCUAGCCCUGUUCUCAGUGAUGUGCUACAACGUGUUGUGUGAUAAGUACGCCACGCGCCAGCUCUAUGGCUACUGCCCCUCCUGGGCCCUCAACUGGGAGUACAGGAAGAAGUCCAUCAUGCAGGAGAUCCUGAACUGCAGCGCUGACAUCAUCAGCUUACAGGUGGGCAGACACACACUGAUGGGAUUUAAUACUGGCCGUUGCAAUGAAUUAUGACACAUGCGCCGUACAAUCGAUCUAGCAUUUAGGGGCGUAGAUCAUUGUCUUUUUCGUCAGAUUGCGCGACAACCGGGUCGCAUUAGAAUGACACCAUCUAUCGGAAGAGAAUGGGGGUUCGAGUUCCAUAGGUUACAUGUCCUAUACUUUGAAUAAUGCACCUUCAAAAUGUACACUAACUGGAAUUGUACUGUUUUUUUCCUUAACAGGAAGUGGAAACAGUUCAGUACUACAGCUAUUUCCUGCCAGAGCUGAAGGAGCAAGGUUACGAGGGCUUCUUUAGCCCUAAGUCCCGUGCCAGGACCAUGUCAGAGUGCGACCGCAAGCAUGUGGAUGGCUGCGCCAUAUUUUACAGAACCGAAAAGUGAGUUGACACCGCACUGCCAACUGUCAGUCCUGAUUUAGGUCAUGAGUUCCAGUAUGUACAGUACCAGUCAUUCCAGGGUUUUUCUUAAUUUUUACUAUUUUCUACAUUGUAGAAUAAUAAUGAAGACAUCAAAACUAUGAAAUAACACAUAUGGAAUCAUAUAGUAACCAAAAAAGUGUUAAACAAAUCUAAAUAUAUUUGAGAUUCUUCGAAGUAGCCACCCUUUGCCUUGAUGACAGCUUUGCACACUCUUGGCAUUCUUUCAACCAGCUUCAUGAGGUAGUCUCCUGGAAUGCAUUUCAAUUAACAGGUGUGCCUUGUUAAAAGUUAAUUUGUGGUUUUUCUUUCCUCCUUAAUACGUUUGAGACAAUCAGUUGUGUUGUGACAAGGUAGGGGUGGUAUACAGGAGAUGGCCCUAUUUGGUAAAAGACAAAGUCCAUAUUAUGGCAAGAACAGCUCAAAUAAGCAAAGAGAAACGACAGUCCAUCAUUACUUUAAGACAUGAAGGUCAGUCAAUACGGAACAUUUCCAGAACUUUUUGAGAACAUUUUUUCAAGUGCAGUUGCAAAAACCAUCAAGUGCUAUGAUGAAACUGGCUCUCAUGAGGACCGCCACAGGAAAGAAAGACCCAGAGUUACCUCUGCUGCAGAGGAUAAGUUCAUUAGAGUUAACUGCACCUCAGAUUGUGAAGAAUUUAUUUGGACUGCAGAGUUCAAGUAACAGACACAUCUCAACAUCAACUGUUCAGAGGAGAUUGCGUGAAUCAGGCCUUCAUUGUCGAAUUGCUGCAAAGUAACCACUAAUAAAGGACACCAAUAAGAAGAAGAGACUAGCUUGGGCCAAGAAACACGAGCAAUGGACAUUAGACUUGUGGAAAUCUGUCCUUUGGUCUGAUGAGUCCAAAUUUGAGAUUUUUGGUUCCAACCGCCGUGUCUUUGUGAGACGCAGAGUAGGUGAACGGAUGAUCUCCACAUGUGUGGUUCCCACCGUGAAGCAUGGAGGUGUGAUGGUGUGGGGGUGCUUUGGUGUUGACACUGUCUGUGAUUUUAUUUAGAAUUCAAGGCACACUUAACCAGCAUGGCUACCACAGCAUUCUGCAGCGAUACACCAUCCCAUCUGGUUUGGGCUUAGUGGGACUAUCAUUUGUUUUUCAACAGGACAAUGACCCAACACACCUCAAGGCUGUGUUAGAGCUAUUUGACCAAGAAGGAGAGUGAUGGAGUGCUGCAUUAGAUGGUUUGGGAUGAGUUGGACCGCAGAGUGAAGGAAAAGCAGCCAACAAGUGCUCAGCAUAUGUGGGAACUCCUUCAAGACUGAUGGAAAAGCCUUCCUCGUGAAGCUGGUUGAGAGAAUGCCAAGAGUGUGCAAAGCUGUCAUCAAGGCAAAGGGUGGCUAUUUGAAGAAUCUCAAAUAUAAAAUAUAUUUUCAUUUGUUUUAACACUUUUGGUAACUACAUGAUUCCAUAUGUGUUAUUUCAUAGUUUUGAUGUCUUCACUAUUAUUCUACAAUGUAGAAAAUAGAGAAACCCUUGAAUGAGUAGGUGUGUCCAGACUUUUGACAAGUACUGUAUUACAUUUACAUUACAUUUACGUCAUUUAGCAGACGCUCUUAUCCAGAGAGACUUACAAAUUGGUGCAUUCACCUUAUGAUAGCCAGUUGGACAACCACUUUACAAUAUUCUUUUUAAAAAAUAUUUUUCUAUGUUUCUAAUUUAAUUUUUAGAGUAUUUUUAAAUUUCAUUUGUCAUAUAAAGUGGGGAGAACAAGUAUUUGAUACACUGCUGAUUUUGCAGGUUGUCCUACUUACAAAGCAUGUAGAGGUCUGUAAUUUUUAUCAUAGGUACACUUCAACUGUGAGAGAUGGAAUCUAAAACAAAAAUCCAGAAAAUCACAUUGUAUGAUUUUUAAGUAAUUCAUUUGCAUUUUAUUGCAUGACAUAAGUAUUUGAUACAUCAGAAAAGCAGAACUUAAUAUUUGGUACAGAAACCUUUGUUUGCAAUUACAGAGAUCAUACGUUUCCUGUAGGUCUUGACCAGGUUUGCACACACUGCAGCAGGGAUUUUGGCCCACUCCUCUAUACCUUCUCCAGAUCCUUCAGGUUUCGGGGCUGUCGCUGGGCAAUACGGACUUUCAGCUCCCUCCAAAGAUGUUCUACUGGGUUCAGGUCUGGAGACUGGCUAGGCCACUCCAGGACCUUGAGAUGCUUCUUACGGAGCCACUCCUUAGUUGCCCUGGCUGUGUGUUUCGGGUCGUUGUCAUGCUGGAAGACCCAGCCACGACCCAUCUUCAAUGCUCUUACUGAGGGAAGGAGGUUGUUGGCCAAGAUCUUGCGAUACAUGGCCCCAUCCAUCCUCCCCUCAAUACGGUGCAGUCGUCCUGUCCCCUUUGCAGAAAAGCAUCCCCAAAGAAUGAUGUUUCCACCUCCAUGCUUCACGGUUGGGAUGGUGUUCUUGGGGUUGUACUCAUCCUUCUUCCUCCAAACACGGCGAGUGGAGUUUAGACCAAAAAGCUCUAUUUUUGUCUCAUCAGACCACAUGACCUUCUCCCAUUCCUCCUCUGGAUCAUCCAGAUGGUCAUUGGCAAACUUCAGACGGGCCUGGACAUGCGCUGGCUUGAGCAGGGGGACCUUGCGUGCGCUGCAGGAUUUUAAUCCAUGACGGCGUAGUGUGUUACUAAUGGUUUUCUUUGAGACUGUGGUCCCAGCUCUCUUCAGGUCAUUGACCAGGUCCUGCCGUGUGGUUCUGGGCUGAUCCCUCACCUUCCUCAUGAUCAUUGAUGCCCCACGAGGUGAGAUCUUGCAUGGAGCCCUAGACCGAGGGUGAUUGACCGUCAUCUUGAACUUCUUCCAUUUCCUAAUAAUUGCACCAACAGUUGUUGCCUUCUCACCAAGCUGCUUGCCUAUUGUCCUGUAGCCCAUCCCAGCCUUGUGCAGGUCUACAAUUUUAUCCCUGAUGUCCUUACACAGCUCUCUGGUCUUGGCCAUUGUGGAGAGGUUGGAGUCUGUUUGAUUGAGUGUGUGGACAGGUGUCUUUUUUACAGGUAACUAGUUCAAACAGGUGCAGUUAAUACAGGUAAUGAGUGGAGAACAGGAGGGCUUCUUAAAGAAAAACUAACAGGUCUGUGAGAGCCGGAAUUCUUCCUGGUUGGUAGGUGAUCAAAUACUUAUGUCAUGCAAUAAAAUGCAAAUUAAUUACUUAAAAAUCAUACAAUGUGAUUUUCUGGAUUUUUGUUUUAGAUUCCGUCUCUCACAGUUGAAGUGUACCUAUGAUAAAAAUUACAAAAUUAUGCUUUGUAAGUAGGAAAACCUGCAAAAUUGGCAGUGUAUCAAAUACUUGUUCUCCCCACUGUAUAUAUAAUGUUUUUGUGUUUGAUUUUAUAUUUUUAUUAGGGCUGUCAAAUGAUUUAAAUUUUUAAUCAAAUUAAUCAGAAUUUUCAGUGGAUUAAUCAUGAUUAAUCACUAUUUGCAAUUACACCUGAAUCCUAACCAUUUUUGUUUCAAGUGUCUCCGGAAGGUGGUCAGUGACUCCGCUGUCCUGUCGUCGUGAGGGAGCUUGUUCCACCAUUGGGGUGCCAGAGCAGCGAACAGUUUUGACUGGGCUGAGCGGGAACUGUGCUUCCGCUGAGGUAGGGGGGCUAGCAGGCCAGAAUUGGAUGAACGUAGUGCCCUCGUUUGGGUGUAGGGACUGAUCAGAGCCUGAAGGUAAGGAGGUGCCGUUCCCCUCACAGCUCCGUAGGCAAGCACCAUGGUCUUGUAGCAGAUGCGAGCUUCAACUGGAAGCCAGUGGAGUGUACGGAGGAGCGGGAUGCCAUGAGAGAACUUGGGAAGGUUGAACACCAGACGGGCUGCAGCGUUUUGGAUGAGUUGUAGGGGUUUAAUGGCACAGGCAGGGAGCCCAGCCAACAGCAAGUUGCAGUAAUCCAGACGGAAGAUGACAAGUGCCUGGAUUAGGACCUGUGCCGCUUCCUGUGUAUGUUAACGGUUAAUCGGUUAGCACACGAACAGUACUUUGACAGGCAUGCUUAUCAAUUUCUAAAGUUAUUUGUUAAUGUGCUGCAAUUAAAUUCAGCGUGGAUCUUUGUAGUCAUAAUCUGUAUCUGAUUAAUCGACACGCACGCAAACAGAACGCAGUGUUUGAGGAGAUCAUGGUAACUGUCAUCUAUAUAAUACUCUCGUAACUAUUGAAAACUCCUUCACUCUUGCAAAUCCUGAGUCAACUGGUUAAGUGUACCAUCAUCAUUCUGUGCCAUAUUGAAUCCUGGUCAAUAGGCCCUGUGCCAGCCUUGCUCCUCGGCCCUAGCUGGGCGGCGCACCUUGGCCCACCUGUCCAGGUAGGGGAGGAACGCCGCGCAGGAUGUAAGCAGUUAAUAAGCAUGCGUUUGCAAGCAGGUUGUGGUUCGAUUACGUGGGGCCAGUAUUAAAAAUAAAUAAUAAUAUUGUAUUCACUAACUGUAAGUCGCUCUGGAUAAGAGCGUCUGCUAAAUGACUAAAAUGUAAAUGUAAAUGUAUCACCUGUCAGACAGCGCCAGAGUAGCUCCUCACUGGAGUGAAACAAGAAUUUUAUUUAUUUAUUUUUUAUUUUUUUUAAGCCCAGUAAUUGCUCAACAAAUAACAAUUCUAAAUGCUAUCACGUGCUAAAAAUUGAUGGCAGAGAUUUUAAAAGGAGCAAUUUUUUAUUUGUCAAUCUCAACUUGUAAUUAAAUUGCGCCUCCCAUUUUCCAUUUGAGUGCAUAGGCUAUUGUCAACGUGUCACCCAGCACUUUGCAAUGUGAGCUUGAGGCAGUAAUUGUCUGAAAGCUAAACGUUUUACUUUACUUCAAAUAAUGAGGCAUGUCUUACCUUGCUUCAAAGUAGCCUUGCGAAAAUCCGUCCAUAGAAACGUGGAGGCAAUUAUUUUAUAAAGACGUCUUGAUGCCAUUAACCAGCAUUUCUCUCCUGUUCUAUUGGUUUUCAUAUCAACUUUCUUUCGUAUUAGCAACCCAUCCUAGUUGUCAUAGAUUCCCCCUCUUUCUAAAUUUCUAGUGGAGAGUUUCAUCUCUGUCACAUUAGGUGCGCUGUUUAGAAUGGUGUUUUCCAGCUCAUUGCAUUUUGGCAAAUGUUUGAAAAUGACUUAUUAGCUGCUUCAUUACAGGAGUUGCAUGUUCAAUAACAGGCUAUAGCCUUUUGAAUGUAAGACCAUAGGCUUGCUAUUGUUGCAUGGUUCCAUUAAGCUCUUCAUGAAAAAUGUCCGGUCCUUGUACGCAUGCAUAGUAUAAGCGAGGAAGCGGCGACGCGAGAGGUUUCACUCUAGCCAAAAUCUGUGGAAAACAAGCCCAAUGCGUUUCUGUCGCCUGCCUGCCUUCCAGCCUUGGGACGACUACCAUUAUUAGGGCGCAGAAAUAAGCAUCUCUUCAGUAUAUACAGAUCUCUGAAAGUGUUUUCUGUUGGUCAUGUCAUUUUACUGUUUGGAAAAAAUGUUACCUUUUUAACUGGUUGAGGGUCAGGUAGUCGGCAGCAAAAUUUACCAAAAUGUGCAUCCCUAGUGUGUGUGUGUGUGUGUGUGUGUGUACUGUAUGUAUAACAUUUACCCUGUGUGUGUAUAGUGUGUUUCAGAGGUGUAAUGAUUCCAAGUUCAGCCAUUGCAGAAAAGCCUUUUUUAAGCUGUCCCAGAGGCAGCACAUUGCACUCACCUGUCUGUUCUGCCUCCCCUCACCUGCUCCUCCUCUCCUCCUCCCACCUGCUCCUCCUCUCCUCCUCUCACCUGCUCCUCCUCUCCUCCCCUCACCUGCUCCUCCUCUCCUCCCCUCACCUGCUACUCCUCUCCUCCCCUCACCUGCUACUCCUCUCCUCCCCUCACCUGCUUCUCCUCUCCUCCCCUCACCUGCUUCUCCUCUCCUCCCCUCACCUGCUACUCCUCUCCUCCCCUCACCUGCUUCUCCUCUCCUCCUCUCACCUGCUACUCCUCUCCUCCUCUCACCUGCUACUCCUCUCCUCCUCUCACCUGCUACUCCUUCCUCCCCUCACCUGCUACUCUCCCCUCCCCUCACCUGCUUACUCCUCCCUCCCCUCACCUGCUACUCCUCCCCUCCCCUCCCACCUGCUACUCCUCCCCUCCCCUCACCUGCUACUCUUCCUCCCCUCACCUCACCUGCUACUCCUCCUCCCUCACCUGCUCUCCUCCCCUCACCUGCUCUCUCCUCUCCUCCCCUCACCUGCUUCUCCUCUCCUCCUCUCACCUGCUCUCCUCUCCUCCUCUCACCUGCUCUCCUCUCCUCCUCUCACCUGCACUCCUCCCUUCUCUCUCACUCUCACCGCUUCUCCUCUCCUCCUCUCACCUGCUUCUCCUCUCCUCUCCUCUCACCUGCUUCCUCUCUCCUCUCUCACCUGCUCUCCUCCUCUCCUCCUCUCACCUGCUAUCUCUCCUCCCUCACCUGCUUCUCUCUCCUCUCUCACCUGCUCUCCUCUCAUCCCUCCUCUCACCUCUCUCUCUCCCUCUCCUCCUCUCACCUGCUUCUCCUCUCCCCUCCUCUCACCUCUCCUCCUCUCCCCUCUCCCUUCUAUCCCUCUCCUCCUCUCCUGCUCCCUGCUCCUCCUCGCUCCCUCCUCCUCCACCUGCUCCUCCUCUCACCUGCUCCUCUCCUCUCACCUUCUCCUCCUCUCACCCUCCUCCUCUCACCUCUCCCUCCUCUCACUGCUCCUCCUCUCACCUGCUUCCUCCUCUCCACCUGCUCUACUCUCCCUCUCCUCCUCCUCUCACUCUCUCCUCCUCUCACCUGCUCUCCUCUCACCUCUACUGCUUCCUCCUCUCCAUCCUUCUCCUCCUCUCACCUGUUCUCCUCUCCUCCUCUCCUGUUCUCCUCUCCUCCCUCUCCUGUUCUCCUCUCCUCCUCUCCUGUUCUCCUCUCCUGCCUCACACCUGCUACUCGCUUCUCCUCCUCUCACCUCUCACUCCUCUCACCUCUUCCUCUCCUCUCGACCUGCUACUCUUACUAGAUUCAGCCUGGUACAGAAACACACAGUGGAAUUCAACCAGCUGGCUAUGGCCAACUCUGAGGGCUCUGAGGCCAUGCUCAACAGAGUCAUGACUAAGGACAACAUUGGUGUGGCUGCGCUUCUAGAGGUGCGCAAGGAGAUGAUGGAGCAGUCUGGUGAGUCUCGCCACACAUGAAAGAAACUUGAAUUCCGUAGGGCUUAAAUGUGACCUAUGUAAAAAUGCUGCUGUUAUCCUGUGUGUUUGUCCAGCGGGGAAGUCUCUGCUCGGCAUGGAGAAACAGCUCCUCCUGGUGGCCAACGCCCACAUGCACUGGGACCCGGCAUACUCAGACGUCAAGGUGGUCCAGACGGUCAUGUUCCUGUCUGAGGUGAAGAACAUCGUGGACAAGGCCACACGCAGCCUCAAGCUCUCCUCCGUCUCCGGGGAGACCAACGCCGUCCCACUCGUCCUGUGUGCUGACCUCAACUCACUACCUGACUCUGGUGAGUGGACGACUGGACUGGGUCAGUUGAAUAGUGAGUGUGCUCUACUGUAGUGACAUUUGUAAUGCCUGGUGAUCUGUGUGUGUGUGCGGCUUGCAGGUGUGGUGGAGUUCCUGAGCUCGGGCGGAGUGGACAGCACCCACAAGGACUUCAAGGAGCUGCGCUACAUCGAAAGCCUCACCAACUUCAACUGCAACGGCAAGAACGGCGCGUCCAACGGCAGGAUCACCCACGGCUUCAAGCUGAAGAGUGCCUAUGAAAACGCCCUGAUGCCUUACACCAACUACACCUUCGACUUCAAGGUGAGACUGCCACAGUCAUGUCUUCUCUCUUCUGUGAAGCGCGCUCUUUUUGCGUUGGUGUGUUUGUGAAAUGUUCUGAAAGCCUGGGAUAUUAUGAAGGCUUGGGUCACACUGAUAAAUACUCUUCUCCAGCCCGGGGAUGUGAAUGUAUCGCCAUCUAACGUGCUUUUCCUCUCUGUGCAGGGUAUCAUUGACUACAUCUUCUACUCUCAGCCUACGCUCAAUGUGUUGGGGGUUCUGGGUCCCCUGGAUCCUCACUGGCUCCAUGAGAACAAUAUCAGCGGAUGUCCCCACCCCCACAUCCCCUCCGAUCACUUCUCCCUGUUUGCACAACUGGAGCUGCUCCUUUCCUACCCGUCAUCAGUCAACGGACUCCACCUGCCAGGGCGCAGGUAGAUCUCUGAGCCACAAGAGGGAGCUGUUGCUCCAAUCUCGUUAAAUUCUUCCUGCAAAGUCUAUGAACUUUCUGGAUAAAUCUAUGUACAAUCGGAGGGGCGGGGGUUAUGGCCAACAUUUCCCCCAUGGAUUUUAACUGAAGCAAAAGCUCACGGCAAUCUCAACGAUAAGUCUUUACCUCCUUUUCUGGGCACAAUUUGAUGUUGUAUAAUUUUGACACCAUAUCCCACUUUGCGGUCUUG
Messenger RNA from Coregonus sp. 'balchen', 19879 nucleotides. Lineage: Eukaryota; Metazoa; Chordata; Actinopteri; Salmoniformes; Salmonidae. The record is from the annotation of a GenBank genome assembly.